GUUUUAAUGUACCAGUUGUAUGAGAAAAGAACGUGUAGGGUACGAGUAGUUUUACAAGUUUCAGCUGCAUUGUUGAUAACUGUUUAACUCCAACUUCUUAUCAAUGUGUGAAGCAUUUGUUACUUUAGCGACAAAUGAUGAGUACGCAUGUGGUGCUCUUGUUUGGGGGCAUUCACUGCGGCAAGUAAAUACGACGAGACAGAUUGCCUGCAUGGUAACAAAGCAGGUUUCGAAGCAGAUUCUAGACGUUAUGGGGUCCGUAUUCGACCAUGUGGAAUUUGUUGAUGUACUUGAUAGUAAAGACGAGACAAACUUGGCAUUACUUUCGAGACCUGAUCUAGGUGUAACCUUCACAAAGCUUCACUGCUGGAGAUUAACUCAAUAUACGAAAGCUGUUUUCAUGGAUGCCGACACUAUGGUAUUGAAAAAUAUUGAUGAUCUGUUUGAGCGUGAGGAACUAAGUGCUGCUCCAGAUCCAGGAUGGCCAGAUUGUUUUAAUUCUGGAGUUUUUGUUUUCAAACCCUCGUUGGAAACGUAUAAAAAGAUACUUCACUUUGCUGUCAGCUGUGGAAGCUUCGAUGGGGGUGACCAAGUUAAUUACUCCUCUCAGCACUGUAAUCGUACUCCAAAAAAGUGGCUGACUACAGGUGACCAUGUUUUUCGGUGUUUCUACAGAGCUGUACAAAGUAAUUUGCCGAGCUUUUUGAGAAUAUAUAAUGAAAGUCACCUUCAUAAUCGCAGACCAGGUGGGGAAACACAUUUUCGAGUUGUGAUCGUGUCACACUAUUUCAAUAACCUUUCUCCUGUUAAGAGAGAACGCUUAGUGUAUAAGUCAGUUGAAAACGAACUACAAGCUGGUGUUCAUGCUUUGUCAAUCAUAGACAGUUGA
This is a messenger RNA of Schistosoma turkestanicum, 889 nucleotides long. NCBI's taxonomy places the organism in Eukaryota, Metazoa, Platyhelminthes, Trematoda, Strigeidida, Schistosomatidae. The record is from the annotation of a GenBank genome assembly.